AAGAAAUCCAUGACAUACAGAGCAGCUUCCUCUAUCUAUUUUCUUAAAAUUUAAUAUAUUUUGCUCUCAGCACCAUGUCGUCAAAGAAAACGAUAGUGUCAGUGGAUCUACUCUGUUCAAAGUGCAGGAAAAAGGUGAUGAAGUUAAUUUCAUCAGUAGAAGGGAUAAAUUCCAUCGUCCUCGACCCAUCAAAAAACACAGUGACAGUAACUGGUGAAGCUGAUCCAGUAAGAAUCAUCAAGAAAGUGAGGAAGUUCAGCAGGUCUGCACAAAUAAUUAGUGUAGGUCCUCCCAAGGACGAAAAGAAGGAUGAGAAGAAGAAUGACACAGCCAUGCUUUCUCUUCCAAGAACGUGCCAGAAAUGCGAUGUUUGGUACGUGGUUAGCGACGAUUAUUUCCCCCAGUGCAACAUUCUAUGAUUAUUGAAGAGACCAUGUUUCUUGUAUGUUCACUAGAAGCUGUAUCGAUUUGCUUUCAGUUUGAUUUGUUGAAUUCCAUAUUGGAAAUAAGUAUUUGUCAAAGAUUUUCGCUUGGAAUGCAAUAACAGUCUCUCCUCC
Messenger RNA from Ilex paraguariensis (yerba mate), 557 nucleotides. Lineage: Eukaryota; Viridiplantae; Streptophyta; Magnoliopsida; Aquifoliales; Aquifoliaceae. The record is from the annotation of a GenBank genome assembly.